AUGAAGGACUCCUGUGCUGUGGGCACACUCACCUUGAUCUUUGGCCUGCUUUCUACUCUCCAAGGAGUAAGCACCAAUGAGGAUGUAAACACAUGUGACAGCUUAAGCUGCCCCAAAGGAUUCACAUGCUGUGACAAUGCAUGCUGCCCAGAAAGAAAGGUCGGGGAUCCUGCAAACAACCACUUCAGGGUCCUGUUCAUCAUCUUAUUGGUCAUCAUCGAGCUCUUGUACAUCUGUGUGCUAGUGGAGUGCUUCUGUCUCCACUAUAGAAGAGAGCAGCAUGAUGUCAGAACAGGGGAUCCACAGACUACCCGAGAACCGCCCUCCAUUGCUCCCCUAGAGAGCGUUUGUGUCAGCUCCUGGGAUCCCCCACUACGCUACAGUCAGGUUGUUCUAAAUCCAACUCCCACAGAACCACAUCCUCCCUACAGCCUCAGGCCUGAGGGCCAUGCUGGUCAGAUGAGAGGGAAUGCCUAUGCAACCCUGUGA
Molecule: messenger RNA, 489 nt
Organism: Apodemus sylvaticus (European woodmouse)
Lineage: Eukaryota; Metazoa; Chordata; Mammalia; Rodentia; Muridae
Product: transmembrane protein 92-like
Exons: 5
Coding region: 1-489 (162 amino acids)
Cellular component (GO): nucleoplasm
Source: RefSeq, a predicted model, not a curated record